This is a messenger RNA of Cutaneotrichosporon cavernicola, 1287 nucleotides long. RefSeq lists its product as uncharacterized. The record is from RefSeq and is a predicted model, not a curated record. Gene Ontology annotation, cellular component: cytosol. The transcript is spliced from 4 exons. Gene Ontology annotation, molecular function: sulfurtransferase activity; tRNA binding. Gene Ontology annotation, biological process: tRNA wobble position uridine thiolation. The coding region runs from base 1 to 1287 and encodes 428 amino acids. Lineage: Eukaryota; Fungi; Basidiomycota; Tremellomycetes; Trichosporonales; Trichosporonaceae.
AUGUGCGAAGUACAGGAGACCAUGCCUCGGCCACGCAGGCCUCGGGGCGGACAAGGCUGUAGUCGUUGUGGUGGGCGGGCGCAGUAUCUCAUUCGCGACCUGUUGUUUUGUCGACCAUGCUUCACAAAACACAUCCACCACCGCCUCGGCCGUACGAUCAACGGGCCCCUCGCCGGCUCUUCCCGGCCCAACAUCACCUCCCGACCGCCCCCACAAACUGGGGGAGCACUGAUAGCCCUCUCGGGAGGAGCGGGGAGUACGGCCCUUCUAGAUUUCCUCGUGGAGAGGAGAUACCUCGGUCCUCAGGCUACUGAACGUGUUCCGGCCGUCUGGGCGCAGGCGUUUGCCGUCCACGUCGUCUUCCCUGGACAGAGUGUCGGUGGACUGAAAGAGUUGGCAGAGAGUAGAGGGAUCACGUAUUUGCAAGUCCGGGCUGAGGAUGUUUUCGACUCGUCGUUGGCGGACAAGGUGGCCGGCCUCGUCCAAGGUAUUCCAUCAGAGGACAACGAGGACAACGCCGCCCGGCUAUCGGCCCUCGUCGCGUCCCUUCCCCUCCCCUCCAGGCCAACUAUCCUCGGCCACAUCCUGGACGCGGUUCUGGCAACAGUCGCCUCUGCCCUCCCAGUUUCACAUUUGAUCCUCGGCGAAACGGCAACGCGGGAGGCACAGCGCGUCAUCACCGGCACAGCGCAGGGACGUGGAUUCAGUCUUCCUCUGGACCUGGUCACUCUCUCUUCGCGAGCUUUGGGAGAGGUGGGAGCGUCGGGAGAGGUGGGAGCUUUGGGAGCGUCGGGAGUGAUGAGGUUACGCGGCGCGCGGGAACUGAGCGUCAAAGAAGCCGCGCUGUAUUGCCACGCAAAGGGACUCGAGACGUUCAAUUAUCGCCAGUGGGGCCGGAAGAGUAUCGAGGGGUUGACUGAGCGCUUCGUCGCCACACUCAGCACCCGCCACCCGGCCACCGUUGGGGCUAUUACCCGCACGGCUGGCAAGUUGCAGUUCACCGGACAGGAGGGAGAGGGACAGGAGGGGCCAUUGUGUCCCCUCUGCCGACGACCGGCUGAUCCGGGAAUUAAAGAGUGGCAGGCGCGCGCGUCGCUUACUGUCCUCCCUGGCCAUCCUAGUACGACUAAAGAGGAGGGAGCACUCGAGUCGCUCCUCUGUUACGGUUGCGCAGCGGCACUCAAAGGCCGUAAAGACGCGGAAAUGCCGCCCUUUGUCGCGGCAGAGGUACGGAGACGCGUACCCGAGAGCGAGAUGCGUGCUGCCAUCGCCGACUAUUUCGUCUAA